CGCUUCCGCCUUCGUGUUGGAGGCGGGACGGAGGCCGCGGCGGGUCAGUCGGGGGUCGGAGUUUUCCGCUGGCAGCAUGGAGACGCUGUACCGGGUGCCGUUCGCGGUGCUCGAGUGCCCCAACGUUAAGCUGAAGCGGCCCAGCUGGGUGCAUAUGCCCUCGGCCAUGACCGUGUAUGCCCUGGUAGUGGUGUCCUACUUCCUCAUCACCGGAGGAAUAAUCUACGAUGUAAUUGUAGAACCUCCGAGUGUUGGAUCUAUGACAGAUGAACAUGGGCAUCAGAGACCAGUGGCCUUCUUGGCAUAUAGAGUAAAUGGACAGUACAUUAUGGAAGGGCUUGCAUCCAGCUUUCUCUUCACAAUGGGUGGCUUAGGAUUCAUAAUUCUGGACCGAUCCAAUGCACCAAAUAUCCCCAAACUCAAUAGAUUUCUGUUGCUUUUUAUUGGAUUUGUCAGUGUGCUACUGAGCUUCUUCAUGGCCAGAGUGUUCAUGCGGAUGAAACUGCCGGGCUACUUGAUGGGUUAGAGCCUAGUGAUUUAUAUAGAAGCACAAGCUGGAUUUGCUCCUCUUCCUGACGAGUUAAAAACAGUCAAGCAACAAAUUCCACAGUCCCCUCCUCAACCAGGAAAAAGUUCCACCUAAGAGAGCCGUCUCCAAAAAGAAUGCUUUCAAGUGUCUCCUUUUACAAAUCUUCACCUCCUAUUGCUAGUUUAGUUUUGUUUUUUUUUAAACAGCAUUUUAUUAUCUGCCUUUUAUAAAUGGAAAUGUUUCCUCUACCUCUAGGUACGAAUUUUUUUUUCUUGCAACGCUUCAAUAUAAACAGAAAACUGGCAUUUUCCCCCCUUGCCUGUAAUAACCCUUAAACGUGACUGCAGUAUUUAGCUACAGUUUUACAAUUUGUUGUAAGAUUUGCAGCACUAUGGUCUGUUCUUUCUUGGUGGGAGGAUUCUGUGUAAAUCAGGGAAACUAGAAUCUGCCCCAUUCCAAGUUUUUACUAGAACAGUAUCUUUUGAUACUUUGCUAUCAGAACAGUGUGCCUAGUGGAAACUGUUUCUGAGGCACCUAUUGCCUUGAUAUUCAUGGCACUACCCUAAUUCCAGAUGUUCACUGGAAAAGAGGCAACAUUGUGUAACUGCAUCUUUGGAAAAAUGUAUGAAAAGAGCCAGAUUAAACAUUUUUUUUUCUACCAAA
Molecule: messenger RNA, 1192 nt
Organism: Alligator mississippiensis (American alligator)
Lineage: Eukaryota; Metazoa; Chordata; Crocodylia; Alligatoridae
Gene: OSTC
Product: oligosaccharyltransferase complex non-catalytic subunit
Exons: 4
Coding region: 77-526 (149 amino acids)
Cellular component (GO): oligosaccharyltransferase complex
Source: RefSeq, a predicted model, not a curated record